UUGUUCGAACUUGUCAGGUAUGAGUCAGGCAACUUAUACAUAAAAUCACCAGACAUUUGCAAGGAAGAGCACGGCAUUUUUUCAGCACUUCCACUUAAGAGCUAGAAGGAAAUAACAGAAUUGGAGAAAUGAUCUGAGAGGUAAGUAAUCGUUCCCCAUCUGCUAAAGCAAAAACCGUACUGUUUGGAUCAGCGAAGGUACCUUAGGCAAAAUCAUCACCACUCAAGGACCAUUGUUGGCAGUCUCAUCAGGCGAAGGGAGUCCAAUAGCUCCAAACGCUAUAAUGAGUUCAGGGGCGGGUUUACGCUCUGGGUUCGGGUCAUCUGGCAUGUCUUCGGGGUUUGUGACGGUUGAAGAUAAGAGAGAAGGGAGUCCUGGUACUGUCACCUUUACAAAGAUGUCCAAAACCUACAGUGCCGAUGGAUUUGGGAAUUCAACGAGAGGUUCAACAUCGGCAGUUGCCUCGUCUCCUAUUUUGAAGGAGAGGAAGAUCAUGACCACAAUGGCAGCAAGUCAUUCUGAUGUUUUUGACGGGAGUACAAGUACAGACUCAUCUCCAGAGUAUUCCAAGAAGGAGUUUGGCUCCUCAAAGGCAAUGUCAGGUUCCACCCCACGGGGGAGAUCUCAGAGUCGAGAGAGUGCGAUCCGAGCCAGGCUUCAGAGUGCUUCUGAUUCAGCAAGUUGGACUGAACUGGAUGACGUGAAGCGUCUGCUGAAAGGAAGUCAGUCUGAGAGCAUCAGCACCGUUCAGUCCCCAAACAACUCUUUGCCCAUUCCAAAGAAGGCCAGCGUGGAAACAAGAACCAUAUCUGAGACCAUCAGCACCAUUAAGUCUCCAAACAACUCAUUGCCCAUUCCCAAGAAGGCCAGUGUGGAAACUAGAACCAUUUCUGAGAGCACGAGCACCAUUCAGUCUCCUAACCACUCGUUGGUCAUACCCAAAAAUACCAGUGGGGACACAAGGAUUGUGUCUGAGAGUAUCAGCACUAUUCAUUCCCCAAACAGCUUGCUGACUAUCCCCAAGAUCACUAGUGUGGAGACCCGGAUGGGGACGGAGAACUCAAAAUCAGGUCUGUUGACAGGCCAAGAUCACUUUGGUGGUAUUUGGCCUGGAAGUGUUAACAGCAGCUACAGCUUCAAUCCAAACCCCAACAACCUAACCACCACAUCUACCGUUUACCACUCAGGUCAGUCAAGCGGAAGUCGAGGUGGAAAAGGAGGUGUCGGAGGGGGUGUUCGCAACAAUAUGGUCCUAAGCUCUCCCCCUCUGCACAGUGGCCUAUCCGUCAGCAGCACCAUGCCAGUGUAUGGUGUUCAGAAUAACCUGAUCAGUACCAACACCAGCCCUGCUGUCUUCUCUCCAGCUGGAGCAAACACUGACACAGUUUAUGGUGUGCAGAAAAAUGUCUCUAGCCCUGCAAUCAGCACAACCAAAGUGCGUCCCCGCAGUCCUUCUAUUGAUGAGCCUUUGGACAAAGAUUUUACAUUUGCGAUGGUAGAAAAGGACAAAACACCUAUCAAGAAGGAGACAGAGCGACUGGUCACGACCAAAGACACUGGCAAACAAUUCGUGUCUACUGCUCCUGCAACUUCUUCAAUGUCUACUGCUGCCUACUCUGAUGAUUCAUUGAUGAGGGAGAAACACAAGUUUUCAAUGAGCACAAUGAAUGAUGAAAGGAAUGCUAAAGCUACCUACUCUGAUGAUUCAUUGAUGAGGGAGAAACACAAGUUUUCAAUGGGCACAAUGAAUGAUGAAAGGAAUGCUAAAGCUACCUACUCUGAUGAUUCAUUGAUGAGGGAGAAAUACAAGUUUUCAAUGGGCACAAUGAAUGAUGAAAGGGAUGCCAAAGCUGCACUUCUGAAAUACGGCUCAAAAGAUAAAACUGGCUGCGCAGACAUAUGCAAUGACGGCUCAUGUUUUGGCCUGAGCCGCUGCUGUCGCUGCAGUUGGUGGAAGUGGCUGCUGGGUAGCCUGCUCGGCCUGCUCCUUCUUCUUGGUCUCCUCUUCGGGCUCAUCGCUUUGAGUGAGGAAGUGAAACGUCUCAGGAAGCGAGUUGAAGCUGUAGAAGCCAUCACCGGCACUACGUCAGCGAGGACAAGUCGUCUCUCCGGCUCCUCUGCCAUCAACAUUGCUGAUCCGCUGGAUUCUAAAUACUCCGACAGGAGUUAUUCUGGUUCCACACUGACUCACUCUGAUAACGGAAUUGGUUUAGGGACUGCAAGAGGGGGUGCAGCACGUGGAUCAGGAGAGGAUUUGCAAAGAACUGUCCAGCAGUUGGUCAGAGCCGAAUUACGCUCUGAUGGUUUAAGAGACUCGCUGAAAGGAGCUAAAGGAGACCCUGGAAUGAAAGGUGAUCCGGGUGUUCUUGGGCUUCAAGGUGAUCCUGGGUUUCCUGGCCUACCAGGUCCUUCUGGACGAGCGGGCAACCCAGGAACAGAAGGGCCCAGGGGUCCAAAGGGAAACACAGGUGAUCCAGGUCCUCAGGGAUUUCCAGGUCAGAAGGGCUUGGACGGGCUGCUGGGCCCUCGCGGAGAAGCAGGGCCUCCAGGUUUUGGCUCGAAAGGAGAGAAAGGCAAUUCGGGACCCGUUGGUGCUCCUGGACAAGUGGGACAGAGAGGUGCUCCUGGUCUCAAGGGUUCCCAGGGUGAUAGUGGAUAUCCAGGACAAAAAGGAACACCAGGCUUACCAGGAACCAAAGGAGGCUUGGGACAGAGGGGACCGAGUGGCCCAUCAGGUGAACCUGGAAAAGAGGGACAAAAGGGCUCUAAGGGAACUGCAGGUGUUCCUGGAAUACCAGGACAGCCUGGUGCAAAAGGUGAAAGGGGUGCAGCUGGUCAAGUCAUUUCUGCAGCUGGCUCCAGUACGGUGGCGAUCCCGGGACCACCAGGACCAACUGGACCUCCAGGUCCCACUGGAGUUCCUGGUUUGUCUGGUCCCAUGGGUCCAAAUGGAAAUCCUGGUCCAAAAGGAGACCGUGGAGAGAAAGGUGACAGAGGUGAGAGAGGAGAAGCUGGCGUCAGCGUCUCAAGAUCAGAAACUAUCAGUUCAACACGAACCGGUACUCUGUCAUCAUCGGCUGGACUUAGGGGCCCACCGGGACCUCCAGGGCCUCCUGGAGCCCCAGGUGCUCCUGGUGAGAGAAGAGAAGGUCCUACUGGGCGUAGAGGUCCACCUGGAGAGCCAGGUAUUGGAGUACCUGGACCUGCAGGGCCAAAAGGAGAGCCUGGCAACUUUGAACCUUCAUCUGGAACCUUCUUUGCUGGACCUCCAGGACCACCAGGACCUCCUGGACCCCAGGGCCCACAGGGUGAGCGAGGACUCAGAGGUUACCAAGGAGAACCAGGUCAGCCAGGGUUGGCAGGAAUUCCAGGCGGAUCAGGUGGUUCAGGAUUCUCUGGAGUCUCCCUUGGGGGCUCAUCAAGACGAGGAUUACCUGGACCUCCUGGACCACCUGGUCCACCUGGAAGAGGUUGGAGUGCAUCAGGAUCAAGUGAAAUGGGCCAGUACAUUGCAGAGUACAUUCAGAGUGGAAACCUUAAGCAGUAUUUGGUGGGGCCUCCGGGACCUCCAGGGCCUCCAGGGGUCUCAGCGGCUUCAGGUGCCGUGAUGGUAGAUGAUGUAGCAAACCGAGUCAUUGCCUACAUGCAGAGUCAGGGCAGAGGAUAUGGUGGGACUUCUGGCUCGCUUGGUCUGGGUGUUCAAAGUGGCUCCAUGUCUGUCGAUGACCUCAUUGCCCUUUUACAGCGAGAAGAGGUGAGAAGGUAUGUUGCUGGUCCACCUGGUCCACCAGGGCCCCCUGGAGCACCAGGUCAAGGAAGUUAUAGAUUUAGCAUGCAGGAAGUGGCUGAACGUGUCAUCAGUUUGAUGAAAGAGAGGGGCAUGUUUGGUGCAUCUGGACAAGGAAAUGGCUUCUCGAGUACUGUUGGACCCCAGGGGCCACCUGGUGUGCCAGGUCCCCCUGGACCUCCUGGAGCAUCAGGAACUGGGAACUACUUGAGCUCAGAUGUUCGUGAAUAUUUGCAAAGUAUUGCCGGUAGAGGUACUCCAGGUCCACCAGGGCCCCCUGGACCCAUGGGUCCACCUGGGACAAGCACUGAACUUACCUACAUUGGUGGUGCGAACGGCGAGACGAUCACAGCAGAUAGACGGGAAUAUGUCAGCAGUGGUAGGACAAGAGGAGGUAUGUUUGGCAUUCCUGGUCCACCUGGUCCUCCUGGACCCCCAGGAGAAAAGGGAGAUUCGGGUGUAUCUGGUGGUAGGAAUUGGCACGUGGAUACUACUGGAGACUACUCCAGUAUGGCUGUGGGAAUCACAGAUUACAUCAAAUCCCAUGGCCUGCUUCGAGAUGUUGUCCAAGGUGGUGCUGUCCAAGGGCCUCCGGGACCUCCCGGUCCUCCUGGAUACAGCCAGUGGUUUGGUUCUCAAGAUAAUGCUGUGGAUAUUGUGGAGUACAUCAAAUCCCAAGGUCUGCUCUAUGACUCUGGAAGAGAUCAAUAUGGCCGUUCUGGGCAAGGACUAAGAGGACCACCUGGACCUCCAGGACCUCCAGGGUCCACCCGUUGGUAUGGUUCUCAAGGAAACGCAACAGAUCUAGUGGAAUACAUAAGAUCUCACGGUGUGUUACGUGACAUCAUCAGAGAGUACAGCAGUCAUAUCCACCAAGGACCUCCAGGCCCUCCUGGUCCUUCAGGUCAAAGUCAAGGGUUCGGUUCGAGUGGAAAUUACACACAUCUUGUGGAAUACCUCCAAUCACGUGGUUUAAUUGGUGACAGAAGAUGGAACAACUACGAACACAGUGUUCAAGGGCCACCAGGACUUCCAGGGCCUCCAGGAGCUCCUGGAUACAGCCGAGUGUUUGGCUCCCAAGCAAACGUCACUGAUUUAGUGGAAUUUAUCAGAACAAACGGUGCCAUUGUCGGAGCACCAGGGAGACCAGGACAAAAAGGGGAAAUAGGAUUCCCAGGCCCAAAAGGAGACAGAGGUGACCGUGGAUAUCCAGGGCAACAAGGGCCCAAGGGAGAAAACGGUGACUACUCAGGAGUUUCAAGGAGGUCAAAGAGGCAUACUGGUGUCUGAGCCACAUGACUAUGUGGAUGAAGGUGUGAUGCACAAUUGUUCGUUUUACAAGAGUAAAUGUAUGCAAUAUUUUUUCAUUACUGUAUCUGCUUCGCUAUCAGGGAUCGUAUUGAAAAUGAAUUUUAAACCAAUAGCCGAAGCUUUUAUUGUUAAUUCACAAGUGUGACUAGACUUGGACACGCGUACAAUCAAACCAACUGCUGUUAUUAUAUUCAGUGUAUAUAUUUUGUACUUAUGUGCAGUUGAAUGUAGCUUGAAACAAAAUUUAGUGGACCAACUUUACAAAGCUGGGGUUUACUUUUGGGUUUCAGCUUGUGGGAAAAAAUAUAUAUGGCCAUUUUCAAAGAACUCAUAGCAAGACUAAGCACAGCUGUCGUACAGAGGAAACUUUAUUUACAGAAAAAUGAAAAUCUACAUGACGGAGGACACCUAGAAACUAUACAUUUUUAAAAAUGAAUUAUUUUUCAUGUGAAUUAUUAAAUUGAUAUCACAGCAAAGUCAUUAUAACUACGCAAGACUUAAUUUCACGAUUACAGCUUUAAGUUGUUCUACGAUACAAAAUGAGAGAAGCAAGUAAGUGGCCGGUUUUAUUUACCCGAAAUAUUGCUUAGUUAUGUCAUGUAAAAAAAGUGCACAGCUUUCCACUUUGUUUUUGUGCCUUACUAUUAAAUACCUUCAGAAACACUUGAUAGAAAGAUAGCAUGAAAUGAGUUGAUAAUUCAAGAAAGCCUAAACAAGUCAGGCCCCCAUUUUGCUUGAACUUCAUUAGAUGUGAACAUCCUCGCAAACCAAAAACACAAACACGAAAACACGAACAAACAUGCAAAGAGCUCAUCUUUUGUUUCUUUUAAUCCAGACAAUUUAUGCAGUGAGGAUGAAUUUAUUACAAAAAAAAA
Messenger RNA from Syngnathus acus (greater pipefish), 5973 nucleotides. RefSeq names its product collagen alpha-1(XVII) chain-like. Lineage: Eukaryota; Metazoa; Chordata; Actinopteri; Syngnathiformes; Syngnathidae. Gene Ontology annotation, cellular component: basement membrane. The record is from RefSeq and is a predicted model, not a curated record. The transcript has 52 exons. The coding region runs from base 284 to 5077 and encodes 1597 amino acids.